GUUGUUUCAUGGGGUCCAUAAAUCUCAGAUGGCAUUAGCUGGCACUGUUAGUGAUCAAGAUCACUGGUUGACUAAAUCUGCACUGGAAACAGACAUGUUAAUCCACCUAGUUAAUUCACUGUGGUAAGUAAUUACUGAACACUUAUCUAAUUAGCUAACGCUUUUACCUCUCAAACCCAGAGGUAAAUGCCAGAUUGAAAUUGGUGGUUCUCCUCAUUAUACCUUAAAAAUAAAAUUGAGAGAUAUGGCAUGGAAUAUCAAAUAAAAGUGUGCUGGUGCCCAUGGUAGUGAGUGAGUAUGGUGAGUCUCAAAAUUGCCAGUGGUUCCUGGGAAGGAGCAGCAGGUAGACCAGCCUGAGAUGAGUCAGGGGUAAGAGACAGAUGUAUUAUUACAAGCUAUCAACAAUAACUACUGUCCUAAGUUACAAAGGCAACACACAUGUUAAAGACUAUUUUGCCUCAUAGUCAUCAUUACCUUUUCCAGGAUAAGUGUCCACAGGAAUUUUUUGAUAUCUGGGCACAGUUGCAAAUGUCUAGUUGGUGGUAACAAUGGCAAGAUUUAGGCUACAUGGAUUCCUCAAUAUAAAGUCCCCUAUCCUUUUUCCUUCCUAUUCUGUAAAUUUUGCUGUCUGACCAAGAUGGGCCAAAGGAGGCCAGUGUGACAUUCAAAGAGUUUGCCAAGAAUGACUGUCACCAGGAAGAGGAGCGUCUUCUAACAUGGAGAACUCAGUUAGGAUAUGAGCACUUGAUUCUUGACUGUGAUGCACAUUCUUAGAAAUCCAAGCAUAUUAGGAGGUGUCUUGUAUUUGCUGCUGUUUGGCAUUUAUAGACAUUUUAGGUUCUGAUUCGCCUGAAAGCCAUGAGACUAUGUUCUUGAAGCUCUCACCAGCAUAGAACUUCAGUUGAUUGUUCUGGGAGUGAAGGGAAAAAAGAUCAGGAUGAAGUUAUCUAGUUUUCUAGAUUUUUCCAUCCCCAAAGUGAAAAGUGAGAAACAUUAGCAAAAGUAGUGAAUUCAUGCCUUUCUUGGCAGAGGCUCCGUUUUCUGAAAAUACUAUGCUGUAUUAUUCCAUGUGGAUUAACCCCUGAUUCAAUAAAUUUUACCAACAGCCUAUAGUUUAGAGAAAGAGGCCCUGGGAAAUAAGUUUUUUUAAAAAAUUAUCAGUCCUUCUGUGUGAACUGGAAUAAGUAAAGUUCAGAUAAAGGGACAUUCUGAGGUCCUGACUUUGGAUGCUUUCCUAACUUGUGAUGACAAAGAAUGAAAACAAGUUGGUGAGGGACUGGAUGGAGAGGGGAAACUGAAAUGUUUGAGAACUGGACGUUCUCGUAUGUAUUGGACACAGUUUUGAGAAGACCUGGUAGGCGUGGUAUAGAAACCAAAAGAGGACUUGUAUCCGUAUACAGUUUUCUCAAAGCAAAUAAGCCUGUUUGCAACAUCGAACCUGUGUUGGGAUCAAGGACAAAUGUAAGGGAAAGGUUCUCACCAAUAGUUAACAAGCUAACCAACCUGGUCAAAGAGCUAGGAUGGCACACCAUCAAAGGGGACCUAUCUUCUUGAGAAAGUUCUGCUCUGAGAACUGGGCUGUGGUAUAAAAGGCAUGUCAGGGAGGGCGUUUUUUAUUUGAUAGGAAAAUUUAAAAUGCUAAAGGAAAGUUUUUCAUAGCAAUUUUACAGGAAAACCUAAGUUUUAAGAGAGGGUAUCAUUCUAACUUGGAACUGAACUAUUAUGACUAGAUCUAUAAUAGCAAGUCACAAUAUUUCUCUUUCUUGACAUCAAUUUAAGAGUGACUGCUCACAUAGUAGAGAGAAUGGCUUCGGUUAUACCUGCCUCCAAUAGUUCCAUGAGAUCUGAUAGGAAUACAUAUGUUGGAAAAAGGUUUGUUCAUGUUAAAAAUCCUUACUUAGAUUCAAUGGAUGAAGACACUCUCUAUCACUUGGAUUUGGGAACAAAAACACACAACCUACCAGCAAUGUUUGGAAAUGUAAAGUUUGUCUGUGUUGGUGGGAGCCCCAACAGAAUGAAAGCAUUUGCACUGUUUAUGCACAAGGAGCUUGGGUUGGAGGAAGCUGAAGAAGACAUAAAAGACAUCUGUGCUGGGACAGACAGAUAUUGUAUGUACAAAAGCGGGCCUGUGCUCGCCAUCAAUCAUGGCAUGGGCAUUCCCUCCAUUUCUAUUAUACUUCACAAAUUAUUCCACCAUGCACGGUGCUGCAAUGUCACCAUUAUUAGAAUUGGUACAUCGGGGGAUGCAGGGAUUGCACCAGGGACUGUUGUAAUAACGGAUAUAGCUGUAGACUCCUUCUUUAAGCCCCAGUUUGAACAGGUCAUUUUGGACAUCGUCACCCAAAGUACGGAACUUGACAAGGAACUAUCUGAAGAACUGUUCAACUGUAGCAAAGAAAUCCCCAACUUCCCAACCCUCAUUGGACAUACAAUGUGUACCUAUGAUUUUUAUGAAGGCCGAGGCCGACUAGAUGGAGCACUGUGCUCCUUUUCCAGAGAAAAAAAGUUAGAUUACUUGAAGAGAGCAUAUAAAGCUGGCGUCAGGAAUAUUGCAAUGGAAUCUACAGUGUUUGCAGCCAUGUGUGGACUCUGUGGUCUAAAAGCUGCUGUGGUCUGUGUGACACUUCUCAACAGACUUGACUGUGAUCAGAUCAACUUGCCUCAUGAUGUCCUUGUGGAGUACCAGCAACGGCCUCAGCUCCUAGUCUCCAACUUCAUCAGACUGCGGCUUGGACUUUGUGACUAGACGUCCUAACGGGGCAGCCCAACCCUCCCCUGCAAGUUUGUAGCUCAAGUUGUAACAUGAAAGUCAUAUUUUAUUUGUGGCAUUUUUAUAUAGUUCUCAUCCACAUGCUAAAAUCAUAAUGGAAAGACUUUAUGAAAUCCUUCUCUCUUAAAAAGGAAUUUAUUGUAAAAGAAUUUAAUACUCACACUAAAUUAAAUUCAAAUUUCAUUUUAUAAUAAGUUAACUAAAUCAGUCUAAUAAUUAAAAUUUUAAAACUCCUGGAUUAUGACAUUUGGAGUUUCAUAUGCAGCAUUAAUUAAGCUCACAUCAAAAUAGACCAGCCAUUUGCAGAUACAGUUACCAGUCACUCUGUUUCUGAAACCAAUCCAGAAAUUCAUGUUAGAACAUUGU
Messenger RNA from Chlorocebus sabaeus (green monkey), 3136 nucleotides. It is a transcript of the gene UPP2, whose product is annotated as uridine phosphorylase 2. The record is from RefSeq and is a predicted model, not a curated record. Gene Ontology annotation, molecular function: uridine phosphorylase activity. Gene Ontology annotation, cellular component: cytoplasm; cytosol. Gene Ontology annotation, biological process: nucleotide catabolic process; uridine catabolic process. NCBI's taxonomy places the organism in Eukaryota, Metazoa, Chordata, Mammalia, Primates, Cercopithecidae.